GGGGGGAGGGGAGGGGAGGGGGAGGGGGGAGUUGAUGGCAUGGGCAUCCAUGGUCCGAUCAUGGUCUGAUGGUGUUCGGUCAUCGCCCCUGACAUGACCACCUCCAUCACCUGCCUGCACCUCACCCUCAUCCGCCGCAUGCUCCGCUCUGUGACAGGUACGCUCAUGGCCCGUGUCGGCGGCAUGCAGCUGGUGGCGACCACAGGCGCUUCGUCGCAGGUGUUGGCUCUCGAGCUUGCGCACGCCGACGACGUGAGCGGGAGCUCGGGUGAGCCGCUGACGGGCGCCAUGUCGGCGACCUCGAGCGAAUGGCCCGAGUGGGAGGUCAGCGAAGAUGUGCUGAGCGAGAUCGGAGCUAUGUGGGUCAAUGCCUUGGACAGAGGCCCCGAUCCGGUUGGCCUGGGUCGGGAGCACUGCCAAGUGUGUACUCUCCUGCCACCAGACGUGGUGCUCGAUCUCUCGGUCCCGCGGGUGACGGAUGCGAUCGAGUCGUUUAUGGCCGCGCACGAGGGAGUCCUGCACAUGACGCCAGAUCUGGACGCGGUCGAUGCGGCCGCAGUGCCGCUGCCGGACGAGGUUUUGGUGCUCUCGGGCUCGUUCAAUCCGCUGCACACUGGCCAUCGCGCGCUGCUGAAUGCGGCACGCGAGGUGUACCUGGCCCGCGACGGCGCGCCCACACAGGUUUGGGCCGGCUACGAGCUCGCGCUGGUCAAUGCCGACAAGGCCCCCAUCUCGAGCCGCGCGGUGCUGGAGCGACUGACUCGGUUUGCCGGCCGCACCUCUGUCCUCCUCACCACCGCCCCGCGCUUUGAUCAGAAGGCCGCCCUGCUCGCGCCGUCGCGGGUGACCUUUGUGGUUGGCGUCGACACCGCCGUCCGUAUCCUCAAUCCCAAGUACUACGGCGGAAGCCAGGCCGGGCUGCUGGAUGCCAUGCUCUCGCUCGCCUCGUCGGGCGUCUCCUUUAUCGUCGCUGGCCGGGUCGACGACGACUCGGGCGAGUUCAUCUCGGCCGCCACCAUCACCGACCCCGUCAGCCAUCCUGUUGUGGCCGACCUAGAAGCUGCCGGCCACCCCGAGCUCUUCCUUCCCAUUCCGGACGACGUCUUUCGCGUUGAUCUCUCCACGACACGACUGCUCCACGAGACCGAGGGCGGUAGCUCUGAGAGCUAUGUGUACUACCUCCGUGUGACGGCAAGCACGGGAUGUGUGGUGGCUCUGGGCUCGCUGGCGGGCGGCAUUCCCAAGGCCGCCCUCCCUGCGCUGGUGGUCUUCGGCUUUGGCGCUGCUGGCGGAUGGUCAAACGAGCCGUCGACGCGAUACAACACAACUCGGGCAUUUGCUGUCAUGGCGCCGCUGCUCAUGGUCUUUCUCGCCAUUGCCACCGUCGUCGGCAUUGCUGACUUUUCCGAUUGUCCGCUCUGCCUCGUCCUCCUCCUCAUGGUCGAUGCCCUUCUCGUCGGUGCAUGGGUCUUUGCCUGGAAGGUCGCCCAUCACGCUGCCGUCCAGAUCGAUGCCGCUCGGACGGCUGGCCUGUGGGACUCGGACGAGUUUGCUCUCGAUGCUGAUGACGAUCUGGAGGCCGGCGGUUGGACAGCCGACCUGCCGUCGUCGUCGUCGACGACGCUCGACAACGGCCUCGGUUCACACGCCGCACGCACGCCGCCUGUCGUCUCUACCCUUGGCAGCGCCAACGCUAAUGUUGUUGAUGAGCUGUUCACGCAGGCGUAUCGGUACCGACAGGACGGCAUGCCGCGGACGCUCAAGGAGAAGAUUGCAGGCGCCCUGUCGACGAGCUUGGCGCAUGUGGACCUCCUGCACAAGGCUAUUGUGGCCCUCAUUGUCGAGUCUGUGUACGAGGAGCGUGCUGCGCAGGAUGUGCUCCCGGUCCUGCCUCAGGACAUGGAGAAGGAUCUCGCUCGUCUUAUUGCUGCUAUCGUCGGAUCGCACGUGGCAAAGUGGACAGAGCUGGCCAAGGAGGCCACCAUCUCGUUGCCGAAGCUCGUCGACGUCGACUGGCGGGUCGACCCGACCGUCAUUGUCGAAAUGACCGUCCAGGAGGAGGCCAAGCGCGCCGGCGCCAUGUUGGGCGUCCACCGCGUCAACUUUGAAAUGUCGCGCGAGACCGUCGCCACCAUGCUCGACGGCCUCGGCAAGAUCCGCGACCAGCUCGCCUCUAUCAAGUCCAUGACCGACUGA
Molecule: messenger RNA, 2196 nt
Organism: Thecamonas trahens ATCC 50062
Lineage: Eukaryota; Apusomonadida; Apusomonadidae
Exons: 4
Coding region: 94-2196 (700 amino acids)
Cellular component (GO): nucleus; cytoplasm
Molecular function (GO): ATP hydrolysis activity; nicotinamide-nucleotide adenylyltransferase activity
Source: RefSeq, a predicted model, not a curated record